Molecule: messenger RNA, 1503 nt
Organism: Trichomonas vaginalis G3
Lineage: Eukaryota; Parabasalia; Trichomonadida; Trichomonadidae
Product: quinoprotein alcohol dehydrogenase-like family
Exons: 1
Coding region: 1-1503 (500 amino acids)
Source: RefSeq, a predicted model, not a curated record
AUGGAAGAAUAUCUAAAGGAGUUAAUACAGACAAAAAAGGAAGGAAGUUUUACAAAUGACUCAUAUGAACUUAUUGCUGAAGGCGGAGAAGGUUUACUCUAUUUACAUUUUAAAGAUAAUUUUUUCAGAAUAAGGAAUGGCCAAACUCCAGAAGUUAUUGAGCCAAAAUGCUUAACUAGAGUAAUACAUACAUUUAUUUCAAAUUGCGAUCAUACAAAAUGCAUAAUUAUGGAUGAAAAAUAUAAAAUCGACAUUUUUGAACUUCCAUCAAAUGAAAGUAUUAUAUUCAAAUUUGUUAAUACAUUUAACGUACGUGAAGAACAGGUUGAUGCUGUAAAAUGGACUUCUUAUUCUCCAAAUCACUUUGUAGUGCUUCAGAACUUAAAAAUUUACUUAUAUGACUGCAACAAUGCUGAAAAAUUACUAGAAUUCUCUCUUUCUGCUAUCACUAGUAUGCAAUUUGGUACAGAUUUCGAUCCAUGGUAUCAAUAUUCGUUGCUUGCAUUGAAUUCAGGCAAACUUGUAUUCAUUAGAGGAUUUAUUCCAAAGACGGGACUGUCUAUGAAUCCAGAAACAUACUCUCGCAUUUUAAAUACGCUAAAUACUACUGAUAAACAAUUAUUCCAAAAAGUAGCAGUUCCUAACGGUUCCUCUUACAAUAUCAUAUUGGAUUCCAACUAUUCGCCAAACCAAUUUGAAGUCAAAUUAUAUAAUAGAGAAAAUCCGAUUCCAGACAUUGAUUCUUUCGCUGUUUCCGGGAAAUACUUAUUCAUCAUCAGUAAGAACAUGUUUUACGCUUAUGAACUUGAUUUAUCCGACGGAAAACGUAAUUUGACUUUUGUUGGCCAUCAUGUCAUGAAAGACGUUGAUAUGAGCGACCACUACGACUUCAAAUAUGUUUGUGAGGCACAGAUCGAAAUGAAUUCAAAGAUUCUUGUUAGAAAUGGAAGAGUUUUCGUUUUUAGCAACAAUAAAAUUUGGAUGUUCAACGAAUUAGAGAAUAAGCUUCUUCUAUCGAUGAAAUUCAAUGGAACUACUAUUAAAUCCAUUGGAGUUUCAUCAAAUGUCCACGCAUUUGCCUUAGUUACAAAUGAUCAUACCAAUUAUUCAUUCCUUCCGGUUUUCCAGUCAUGCAAUAGCUUCCCAGGAGGAUGGGAACAAUCCACAAACGUUAAUAGUGCUGCAGAUAAGAUUUCACAGAGAAUUACAGAAUUGAAAAAGAGGAAAGACCAAAUUGAGAAUAGGAAAAAGGAGAUUUUGAAGGAAUUAGAAGGAAUACAUAAAUUCGUUGAAGAUUCCAAGAAGAAUUCGGAAGAAAUUUGUAAAAAUGCACAAAUUUUUACAAAUGCCGCAGAAUCAAUCAUUGAAAAAGCUGGUGUCCCUCAAAAAGUUGAUAUUGAUGAAGAAAUCAAGAAGAUGCUUGGUGAUGAUGCCAAAUUUGCAUAUGAUGCUGGAAAAAUCCAAACAAGCAUGUUAUCAAUAGAGUUGUCGACAAACUUAUAA